Molecule: messenger RNA, 1917 nt
Organism: Purpureocillium lilacinum
Lineage: Eukaryota; Fungi; Ascomycota; Sordariomycetes; Hypocreales; Ophiocordycipitaceae
Source: RefSeq, a predicted model, not a curated record
AUGAAGAAUAUGCUCAUGACGCUCCCUUGGGACGUCUUCACCGAGGUCAUCCUCAACGUCGCCCCGUACGACACGCUCCGAGUUCGUUGCGUUUGCCGCGCCCUCAAGAAUGUCUUGGACAGCAGCGACGUCGCGAUUCGGCUCGUCAGAUACCACUUCCCUCGCGCUCGAGAGAGUCGCUUUCUCCGAGCCCUCGUCGAAAAAGGCGACAGGACGAACAUCUUGGGCAUCGACUGGGCGUACGUCUUCCGCCGGCUCGUUCGUCGCUACUAUCACAUCGGCAACGCCAAAUUCUGGCGGCAGUUCUCAGUACCCAUGGUGCGUCGCGGUGCAAACAUGAUGCCGUUUUUUCCCAUGCAUCGUGGGCUUUCCUACAAGAACAUCCAACGAGUUGUCCACUAUGCCGAUCCGCUGUGGUCGUUUGACCCUGAGCCUGGCCUGCUGGUCUACCCAGGACCGCCGGUCCCAGACAACUACGGUAUUUCUCAGUGGUACAUGCUCGAUAUUUAUACCGGCAUAACCGCUCAGAUUCCUUUCGACUCGGGCGGCCGCGUUGUACGCCGCGUCCGGCUCAGCCAUGGAGUUCUCAUCUUUGAGUGGUGCCGGCAGUUGUCUCCAUCGCAAUAUGUUCAUGCCGGCACAAGCCACGACAUCAGACUGCACUGCGCCACGGCCAUGGACGUCGUCCGCUCCGUACCUUGGAACGGCGUCUAUACUGAGCAUGUUGGAGGCCAGAAUGCUCGCUUCCCCUGGCGCUUCGACUUCCGAGGAGAGUGGCGGAUCGAGUGGCUCAACCCGCGACCGGACAGCGAGUGCGACCGCAUGUUUUCCGAUCACAAUGCCACGCACUACAUCGCCUACAUCCUGAAAACCCGCGGCCCGAAUAGAAUCCGGAACUGGGAGGCAGUCAAGUUGUGGGACAUUCGCCCGGAGGCUAUGGUAGCGGCCAGUGCCGCUGACAAGGAACCGGGAUACAAUCUGGUGAAUGCGAGAUGCCCUUUGGUGCGGGAACUCACAGCUAACGACUUGCGGUUUUACUUUGGUCGACAGGGCGCUUCUCCAGACUUCAUGAGCAUUCGGCUCGACGACCGCACCUGGGACGAGCAGACGCGGUCUGUGUGCGGCCAGUUCUACAUCACCGAGGAGAUUCAUCCCUGGAUGAACGGACCCCAUCGGUCCACGGCGCCAACCCGCGUUCAUGGGCUGUUCGUCACUGGCAUGCCUCUGACCGGCAUCGGACCGGAGUGGUACUUGUGCUGCGGCGACCCCAACUUUGCUUCGGCUCCCGGCGGCGGUCACGAUAUCGCCCACGGCCUCUGCCAGACUGGCCCGCAUACGCGCCAGCUCCCUGAGCCGGAGCCGCAGCCUGACGCAGACGCGGGCUCCAGCCUGUGGGACAUUCUCGGCAGCGACUCGGAUAGCGAAGUCGACCACGGCGACGACGAUGGCACUGGAUCGGCAGGCUCCGGCUGCUACGAGUAUGUGUUUCGUCCACUGACGGCGCGACAAGUGCGCCGGCUGCGCGGCGAACACGAGCCCACCGACGACGAGCUCAUGGAGCGCGACCUCGCCGAGACGUGGCCCGGCCGCCCCCCCUGCUGGCGACACGACGAGUACCCGCGCUUCAACCUGGCUCAGGUCUUUGACGCCGCCGCCGGCGUCCGCAUCAUCGCCCAGUCCGACAUCCACCUCGCCCCGUACUCGAGGUCCGCGAAGCCGAUCCUCCGCGUCGAGAGCGACGUCGAGGCCGCCUACUCGGCCGCCGGAUACAAGGACAACCGCGACGAGGGCCAGUCCUGGGAGUUUCACGAGUCCAUGUGGUCCCAGCUAAUGUGCCGCCACAUCAUUCUCGGCGACGAGCGCUGGAUCGUGGGCGAGGCCCCGGACAACAAAGCCCUGACCAUUGGCAUCUUUUGA